This is a messenger RNA of Onychostoma macrolepis, 2499 nucleotides long. RefSeq names its product solute carrier family 26 member 10 (gene slc26a10). The transcript is spliced from 18 exons. Gene Ontology annotation, cellular component: membrane. The record is from RefSeq and is a predicted model, not a curated record. Gene Ontology annotation, biological process: transmembrane transport. Gene Ontology annotation, molecular function: sulfate transmembrane transporter activity; bicarbonate transmembrane transporter activity; oxalate transmembrane transporter activity. The coding region runs from base 128 to 2200 and encodes 690 amino acids. Lineage: Eukaryota; Metazoa; Chordata; Actinopteri; Cypriniformes; Cyprinidae.
AAAUACAAUUGUUCCUGAUGUCAAAUUCCAGCGACUCCUGCUAUAAAUGAGGGGUUGGGCACUUGUUUGGAGCAGUUUAACUCUGAAGAUUAUUUACCUUGCUCUCCGAAGAACACUUUAGGACGAGAUGAGUGCAUCAGUGGCCGUAUAUAGAAAUAUAUACACUGAGGAUCGCUUCAGACAGACGUAUGGUACGGAAGACCAGUCUAGAGGGAGAGAGCGGCUCCGCGACCGACUGGCGCAGAGAUGCAGCUGCUCUCAGGUGGACUGUCUUCACCUGCUCAAGAAGAGACUGCCCGUGUGCAGCUGGCUGCCAAAAUACAAGCUCAAGAAAUGGCUUUUAGGAGAUAUCAUAGCGGGACUGACUGUUGGAAUAGUACACAUUCCCCAAGGAAUGGCCUUUGCUUUGUUGACAUCAGUGGCUCCUGUCUAUGGCCUUUACACAUCCUUCUUCCCAGUAGUUCUCUAUAUGCUCUUCGGCACCGGUCACCACGUUUCUACAGGUACCUUUGCUGUGUUGAGUUUGAUGACUGGUUCAGUGGUGGAGCAACUAGUUCCCAUCCCACUCGCUCUGAACUCCAGUAGCCCAGAGGCCGCAGAGUUUGAGGCUCAGAGGAUUGGGGUGGCAUCAGCUGUAGCAUUUCUCUCAGGCAUAAUGAUGCUCUGCAUGUGCGGGCUCCAGUUGGGUUUCCUUUCCACUUACCUCUCAGAACCAAUUGUUAAGGCUUUUACAAGUGCAGCCGCCUUCCAUGUGACUGUCUCACAGCUGCAAAGCAUGUUGGGAUUACGGCUUCCCCGAUAUGCUGGUGCCUUCUCUUUUUUUAAGACUCUGGCAUCAGUGAUGGAGAAUGUGCCCCACACUAAUUUGGCCGAGCUGGUGAUCUCACUGCUUUGUCUGGCUGUUCUGGUGCCAGUUAAAGAGGUCAACUCACGCUUUCGGGAGCGUCUGCGCACUCCCAUCCCUGUGGAGAUCAUCACUGUAAUAAUUGCAACAGGAAUUACAUAUGCCUUUUCCCUGGAUUCCAAAUAUGACAUACAGAUAGUAGGACAUAUUCCAGCAGGCUUCCCCAAGCCACGGCUGCCUGCAUUGGAGACGGUUCCAGACAUUGCCGGUGACACAGUUGCUAUCACCCUUGUUGCUUACGCUGUGUCUGUAUCUCUAGCCAUGCUUUAUGCUGAUAAGCAUGGAUACUCCAUUGAUCCAAAUCAGGAGCUUCUAGCACAUGGGAUCUCCAACACUGUGUCAUCUCUCUUCACAUGUUUCCCAAAUUCAGCUACACUGGCCACCACAAACAUACUGGAUAGUGCCGGAGGUCACACACAGCUCGCAGCACUGUUCACAAGUCUGGUUGUUCUUAUUGUACUUCUGCUAAUAGGACCUCUGUUUUACUUUCUACCCAAGGCAGUGCUCGCAUGUAUAAAUGUGACCAGCCUGAGACAGAUGUUCCUGCUGUUUCAGGAUCUCCCAGACCUUUGGCGAAUUAGCAAAAUUGAUUUUAUGGUGUGGCUUGUGACCUGGCUGUCAGUAGUUGUGCUAAAUGUAGACCUGGGCCUAGCCAUUGGGGUGGUCUUCUCAAUGAUGACAGUUAUAUGUCGUACACAGAGGGCCAACUGCUCUGUGUUAGGAAGAGCUGCCAACACGGAGAUUUACAGAUCCAUCAACAACCAUAAUAAAUGCUAUGAAGUCCCUGGUGUGAAGAUCCUGACCUACAAUGGACCCAUCUACUAUGGGAACCGUAGCUUUUUUAAGGCUGAUAUGGCUCAGCUUCUGGGCCUCACCCCUGAGAGGAUACGCAGCCGAGAGAAAGCCCUGAAGGCCAUUGAGAAGAGAGAGAGAGAGGCCAUUAGCUCUGUAGAACAAGGAGUUACAGACAGUUCAUUUUCUUCAAAGAAUGACUUGUUCAGAUCAGAAAUGGCUGAGGGUGAAGUCGAGGCUGUGUUAAUAGACUGCAGCAGUGUUAUUUUCGUGGAUGUUGCAGGAGCUCGGUUGUUCAUACAGAUGUGCAUGGAGUGCCAGAAGAUAGGGGUACGGAUAUACCUGGCUAACUGCAAUGAGAGUGUACUGAAGAUUCUCACAUCUAGCGGGCUGAUGAACUACAUGAAUCCUCAGCAUAUUUUUGUUACAAUUCAUGAUGCAGUGGUCUACAUACAACAGCAGCGGGAGAAACCUCCCGAGAACAACACAACGGUUUGGGUGUGAUCUAUCUGACACAAAGUAAUGCAAGACUGAGACUCAAAACAGGACCUAAAGAACCAGUUGGUGACUUCAAGUGUGUCAGAGAAAUGACUUAAAGUCAUUCCAGCAUUUAUUUCGACUCAACAUGCUGUGAUGAGUUUGUCAGGGCUAUCAGUGGUUGUUUUAACGAAAAUUCAUUGUCAUAAACAUUUUAAUUUGAAUGAACAACCAGUAAUGUGUGACCAGCACAAAAAUGUUCAUGCUCUCAAUGCAAUGGAUUUUUUAUGGAGAGGUGUUCUAAUCUCUUUUCCAUUGCACUGGUA